GAGCUUUGCGCCGGCGCCUGGGCCAUGCGCCCGCUGCAGGACUGCAAGCACGCCCGUCUCCCCCGCACUAAAACUGCACACUACUUUGACGUUAUCGAAAAUGUUGAAGGAGGCAAGACAUUACUAGCCGUCGCUAUUGGUAGAAGGGUGAUCCUGUUACUCGAGGAACAAAAGACUGAUAAUGAGAUGGGCUUCGAGUACACGCAUAUAAAGGACCUCCAAUUAAAUGAAUCUCCAAUUUUAAUAAAACUGAUGGACGGCGAAGUGGCGGUUGUUGUAGUCGGCUAUAAACAUCAUUGGGAAGUUCUGGAAACUACAACAGGACAGGCCAUAAAACGAGCAGAGGGCUCUGAGGACAGCGGGCCACGGCGCGGCGCUUUGGUCAACGCUCUGCGCAUUGGUGAUGAACGAGAUGGACAGAUUAUAUUAUGCUACAAUCAUACUUGUCAUUUUGAACGUAUCACCAGCAAGGGUCUUGAAAGUGACAGCGAGUAUGACUUUCAUUGGACAACAGUGCCCACGGCUGUUG
Molecule: messenger RNA, 529 nt
Organism: Papilio polytes (common Mormon)
Lineage: Eukaryota; Metazoa; Arthropoda; Insecta; Lepidoptera; Papilionidae
Product: GTPase-activating Rap/Ran-GAP domain-like protein 3
Exons: 5
Source: RefSeq, a predicted model, not a curated record